AUGAAGUUGGCAAAUGCAUUAAAAUUGAGAUCAGAAUUGAAUACUGAAAAAAAUGAGAUAAUAAAUGAUUUGAAAAGAAAUUUAAUUAUCCAAGAAGGUUUAGAACAACAAAAAGAUCCAAAAAAAUUAUAUGAACGAGCAUUAGAGAAAUUUGAUUUAUUACAAAAAUUAAUAAUUUCAAUAAAUAAAACCAAUAUUCAUUCCAAAUUCGAAUUUGAAAAUCAAAUAUAUACCAUUGCUGAAUUUAUAAUUUUAAAAUCAGAAAUUACAGAUCUAAUAAAUUUAACAAACAACAUUAUAAGAGAUGGCGAAGAGAAAAAACUAAAUUCAAAUUUAGAAAUAAGAUUUAAAUCAUGGGUUGAUAUAAAAAAAUAUGAAUUAAAAUUGCAAAAAUUAAAAGAGAGAAAAUUAGCAGUGGAGAUGAAACUUGAAGAAAUAAAUUGGCAAGUUGAUUUAAUAGAAUAA
Molecule: messenger RNA, 465 nt
Organism: Lodderomyces jiufengensis
Lineage: Eukaryota; Fungi; Ascomycota; Pichiomycetes; Serinales; Debaryomycetaceae
Exons: 1
Coding region: 1-465 (154 amino acids)
Source: RefSeq, a predicted model, not a curated record